UUAACAAUAUGGCUGACAUAGAUGUCCUAGCAAACUUUAAGAAAUUGAUGGUGGAAAACCCAGACACACCACAAGCAGUAGCGGCUAUCAGUAUUCUCAUUGAAUACAUAAAUCAAUUGAACUCAGCGGAGACGUUAGUUGAGCUUCGGGAAAAGCUAACAAGAGCAAUUGAUAAAUUGACAAAUAUUGAGAGUUCCGUAGCAUCUGUGGCCUCGGGAUGCGAUUUAUUUCUUCGCUUUAUCACCCUUACAUCCUUAGAUCACCCAGAUUUUCAAGAGUGCAAAAAAUGUCUAGUUGAACGAGGAAAACUGUUUCUUGAAAAAGCUUCAUCUUCUAGAAACAAAAUAACUAAACUCUGUAAACAUUUCAUCAAAGACGGAGCUACGAUACUUACGCAUUCUCGUUCACGAGUCGUUCUAAAACUUCUUAAAUCAGCGGCAAACGAAAAAAGACGGUUCAACGUGUUUGUGACAGAGUCAGCGCCAGAUAAAUCGGGUUAUAAAAUGCACCAGCAGCUGACAGAAGCCGGUAUACCAUCUACUGUAAUCUUGGACGGUGCUGUUGGUUACAUCAUGGAAAAGGUCGACUUUGUUCUCGUUGGGGCUGAAGGUGUUGUUGAAAGUGGAGGAAUUAUCAAUAAGAUUGGCACUUAUCAAAUGGCUAUCGUCGCAAAAUCGGCUAAUAAACCGUUUCACGUCGUCGCAGAAAGUUACAAGUUCGUUCGUCUUUACCCACUCAACCAACAAGACGUUCCCAAUAAAUGGAAGUAUUCCUAUACAUCCAAUCCAAAGCACGAAGAUCAUCCUCUUGUUGACUAUACACCUCCAUCCUACAUCAAUUUGCUGUUUACAGAUUUAGGUGUCUUGACACCGUCGGCUGUGAGCGAUGAACUGAUCAAACUUUAUUGUUGAAAUUGCAUUGAGUUGGGUAAUAAAUAAAAAUGUUUAAAUUCA
Messenger RNA from Xenia sp. Carnegie-2017, 953 nucleotides. RefSeq names its product translation initiation factor eIF-2B subunit alpha-like. The coding region runs from base 9 to 911 and encodes 300 amino acids. Gene Ontology annotation, cellular component: eukaryotic translation initiation factor 2B complex. Gene Ontology annotation, biological process: translational initiation. The transcript is spliced from 10 exons. Gene Ontology annotation, molecular function: translation initiation factor activity; guanyl-nucleotide exchange factor activity. The record is from RefSeq and is a predicted model, not a curated record. NCBI's taxonomy places the organism in Eukaryota, Metazoa, Cnidaria, Anthozoa, Malacalcyonacea, Xeniidae.